Komagataella phaffii GS115 is the source of this 1509-nucleotide messenger RNA. RefSeq names its product Ubiquitin-specific protease. The record is from RefSeq and is a predicted model, not a curated record. Bases 1 to 1509 code for a protein of 502 amino acids. The transcript is spliced from 2 exons. NCBI's taxonomy places the organism in Eukaryota, Fungi, Ascomycota, Pichiomycetes, Pichiales, Pichiaceae. Gene Ontology annotation, molecular function: zinc ion binding; cysteine-type deubiquitinase activity. Gene Ontology annotation, biological process: protein deubiquitination.
AUGACAUCUACUGUUAAGAAAACGCUUGAAGAAGCCAAAUUUUCUCCUCCAGUUUUUGAUUCGUGUCCUCAUUUGAAGCAGAUUUUGACCUCCAAUGCAAAGGACACCGUAUACCGUAACUAUGGGCUUGCUGUCAACGUUGCCCUCGCAUUGAAGCUCCGAAAUGGAAAUAUUCCCCUAUAUAAGACGUCAGACGGAUCCAAAGUUGAAUAUAAAAAGCUGGCAAGGUUGAGAAACAAAGCGGUGCGAUGUCGUGAGUGCUUGGAAAGCUUAUCAUGUACAUAUUUCUGCUUGCAGUGCUCACAUGUUGGAUGUUGGAAAAACGGCCAUGCAUCGGCCCACACUAAGAGUACGGGGCAUGUUUUUGGCAUUGACUCGCAAACUGGUUACAUUUUCUGUUUUCGAUGUGGUGAUUAUGUUGGAGAUCAAAGGUUGGAGUUUAUUAGACAAAGUAAACAAGGUGAAAGGACUGAACCAAUAAUGAACAAUUUGGGUACAGAAACGAUAAUUGAUGGUUCCAGACCGCCUUCCUUGAAAGCAUCUACAGGCUUGAGAGGCUUCAUUAAUAUGGGCGCAACUUGUUUUAUGAGCUCAAUUGUGCAAACUAUUGUUCAUAAUCCCUUUGUCCGUGAUUACUUUUUGAGUGGAUAUCAUGCCAAAUGUACCAAAAAAAUGGAUACAUGCAUCACAUGUUGCAUUGACGAAAUUUUCAAAGUGUUCUAUGGAACAGAUGAAACGAAAGGCUAUGGUCCUACUGCUCUCUUGACGGCUGCAUGGAGAGUUAAGAAUUCACUGGCAGGUUAUUCUGAGCAAGACGCACAUGAGUUUUGGCAGUUUUUGCUAGACGAAAUUCAUAAAUCUGAUACCGAACUACAUCCCGAACUUGAUGAUACUUCAACUUGUCGUUGUAUUACCCAUAAAACUUUUGCAGGCCAACUGCAAAGCACAGUGACAUGCGAAAAAUGCCUUCAUAGCAAAAAUACUGUCGAUCCAAUGUUGGACCUAUCACUUGAAAUUGCUAAGAUUUCUAAAGACAAAGUUACCUUGAAUGACUGCUUGGAUCUGUUCACCAGUAAAGAGAAAUUGGAUUCGAUGACUAUAUGUAGUCAUUGCAAGAAAGAAACUACAAGGACAAAGCAGCUGCUGGUGAGAAAGCUGCCUCCUAUUCUGGCAUUCCAGCUUAAAAGGUUUGAACAUUCAGCAUCUUCAUCUACCAAGAUUGAAACUCAUGUGGGAUUCCCAUUAUUCCUAGACAUGGAACCAUACACUGUUUCAGAGACUCUCAACUCGAAUGAGCAAGGAAGGGCAUCUUGGGGUCUUAUGACAUAUCAGCUUUUUGCAAUAGUAAUACAUAUUGGAAGCGUCAACACAGGUCAUUACAUUUGCAUUAUCAAGAAUCGAGAUGGAAAUUGGUUCAAGUUUGACGACUCAAGAAUUACUCUUGUGAGUCAAGACUACGUUUCAAAAAGUAACGCCUAUUUGCUGUACUACAUCUUAUGCCAAGCAUAA